Messenger RNA from Staurois parvus, 295 nucleotides. Lineage: Eukaryota; Metazoa; Chordata; Amphibia; Anura; Ranidae. The record is from the annotation of a GenBank genome assembly.
ACUGCGGACAUAGUACAGGAGAUGACCAGAGACUGCGGACACAGUACAGGAGAUGACCAGAGACUGCGGACAUAGUACAGGAGAUGACCAGAGACUGCGGACACAGUACAGGAGAUGACCAGAGACUGCGGACACAGUACAGGAGAUGACCAGAGACUGCGGACACAGUACAGGAGAUGACCAGAAACUGCGGACACAGUACAGGAGAAGACCAGAGACUGCGGACACAGUACAGGAGAUGACCAGAGACUGCGGACACAGUACAGGAGAUGACCAGAGACUGCGGACACAGUAC